This is a messenger RNA of Dryobates pubescens (Downy woodpecker), 870 nucleotides long. RefSeq names its product ATPase H+ transporting V0 subunit e1 (gene ATP6V0E1). The transcript is spliced from 4 exons. The record is from RefSeq and is a predicted model, not a curated record. Lineage: Eukaryota; Metazoa; Chordata; Aves; Piciformes; Picidae. Gene Ontology annotation, biological process: proton transmembrane transport. The coding region runs from base 90 to 335 and encodes 81 amino acids. Gene Ontology annotation, cellular component: proton-transporting V-type ATPase, V0 domain. Gene Ontology annotation, molecular function: proton-transporting ATPase activity, rotational mechanism.
GCUGCGGCCGUGAGGCAGGGCAGGGGAGGAGGCUCCGCGCCGGCCGGACCAAGCAGCUUCCCUCCGUCGUCGCCCCCGCCAGCCCGGCCAUGGCGUACGGUGGCCUGACGGUGCCCUUCAUCGUCAUGAGCGUUUUCUGGGGGAUGGUCGGCGGCGUCCUGCCGUGGCUCGUGCCCAAGGGGCCUAACCGCGGUGUUAUCAACACAAUGCUGAUCACAUGUGCUGUUUGCUGCUACCUGUUUUGGCUGAUCGCGAUUCUGGCUCAACUCAACCCUCUCUUUGGGCCACAGUUAAGCAAUGAAACAAUCUGGUAUCUUAAAUAUGAGUGGCCUUAAGGAUCUCUGUCCUCUGCUGCAACUCAUUGACUAGGUAAAGAGGAGAUUUCUUCCAGAUGAAAAACUCUACUGACCCAAAGAUGCUCUUAACGUAGCUGGUUGGAUACCAAGCCUGCAUUAAUGCCUUAACCUUUUUAUUGUGCUUUAAACUGGCUUGUUGAAAGCCCUGUAUUUUUUCCUACUAUACCAUUUAACAGUGUGCCUAAUGGAAUUUAUACUUCAAUGUUACUGUACAUUUUUUGCCUGUUAGUUUCAGAUAUGAUGGAUUUUUUUUUAAUGGGUCAUAUGUUUUCAUUUUACUCUGUAGGAACACUGUGUAAAUCUUUACAGGUCGUGGGUUGACUGUUGCUGUGCUGUUCACUCCUGUUCUGUUUGAUGGCCCUUGGGGGAAAAAAGUGUGUACAAUUAAAGUCUAUGAAGAGAAACAAUGGUGCCACUUGUUAAUGGCAUUUAGUUUUCAAAAUGAGUUGUGUUCCUGGGAAAUUUGGUCUUUGGUUUCUUGUACCUGGAAAUAAAAUUGAUCCUCUGCUUUAUA